This is a messenger RNA of Procambarus clarkii (red swamp crayfish), 4445 nucleotides long. NCBI's taxonomy places the organism in Eukaryota, Metazoa, Arthropoda, Malacostraca, Decapoda, Cambaridae. The record is from RefSeq and is a predicted model, not a curated record.
GUGGUGGUGUUGGUGGUUAGUGCUGGUGGCUGGUGUUGGUGGUUAGUGUUAGUGGCUGGUGUUGGUGGUUAGUACUGGUGUUGGUGGUUAGUGCUAAUGGCACUAGCACUAGUGAUAAAUGAGUAUCUCCAUCAUACUCAUUUAUCACCAUCAUAUAUCACCAGUCACAUUAAUGUUCACCAUGAAUGGAGAAUGUGCAGAGAGAGAGAACACUGAAUACUGUACCUGAUUAUUGUGACUGCUUAAAAAUCCUUGAAUUGUAUUCCCCUUAAAUGCAUGCAGAAGAAAUACUGUAGAUAAAAAUCCACAUGGUGUGAAUAUUGGUAGGACUGGUUAAAACUGUGCACACACACAUUCUUUUGAGAGUAGGAUCAUUGGCUGGUAUUGGUGGUGUAUGUACUAAAGUGUACUAAAUAGCAGUGUUGUAAUGUAAAUUCUAUUACUGUACUGUAAUUACCUAAGAGAUAAUUAUGAACAUAAGAGGGCCCCAGACUUCAAGACUCUACCAUUUAAACAUGAUAGGAAUUUCAAACAGAUGUAUGUACAGCAUUUUUAAGUGGCAAUAAAUAUUAAAGGUGAAUUUUUGAUCGUCUUAGCCCCUUAAAUGGCUUGGCUAAUUGAACAUCCUAUAUCGUAGUGCCAGGGUAUUGUUAUCUACAAUGUAGAUAAAAAUAAUCUGCACAAGAUAAUGCAUAUUUUAUGGUCAGUGAAUCUUAUUUUUGUUCAGGCUUUCAUACUCCCAGCUUAUUUGAUGGCAGAAAAUUUAUGGAUUGUAUCUCCUGUAUGUGUCUUGUAAAAUGACAAUUGAACAAAAAGAGUUACAGUAUAUUACCCAGAACAAGCAUUUUAGCCAUGGGGAUGCAUCCAGCCCGUAUUAUGCGCCAAAGAAGUAUGCCCCCUCCAGUCCUGCGACGGUACAAAGUUGGACAUGAGGGAGAGGAAGAAGAGGCAGAAAGUGGGUGGACAGUUCGCAUGUGGUGUGAGGACGGAGGCAUGGUUGGUUGGAGGGACUCAAAAAACGGAGGGUGGUGGUGGUGGGGCAAGAAGGGAGGGACCAGCGAGAAUGUGCCACAUGCCUCUCAGAUGGUUACAGUGAUGAUCUACGUGGUUCUGUGCCUGCUGCUGGUGCUCCUUGGGGUUUUCCUGUCAUGCUUCACCCUCGUCUCAGCCACUGUGUUCCUGUCGACUCUCACCCCCAAAUUCUAUGUUGCACUCACAGGAACCUCCUCGCUCAUAUCCGGACUUAUUUUGAUAUUUGAAUGGUGGUACUUCAGAAAAUAUGGCACAUCCUUCAUUGAGCAAGUUUCCCUUAAUCAUCUCAGUCCGUGGAUUGGUGGUGGGGAGAGCACCACGCCAGAGAGUACUGCCGCCAACUCCAAUAACAACAACAAUAAUAAUAACCAGCAGAGCGUACCAGAGUGUAAAGUCUGGCGUAAUCCUCUUAAUUUAUUUCGUGGGUCAGAGUACCAACGUUUAACGUGGUCGACGAAAAAAGAACCAUUGACUUAUUAUGACAUGAACUUGUCUGCACAGGACCACCAGACUUUUUUCACCUGUGAAGCAGAUGCUGGCAAGCCUGAAUAUGAGAUUAUGCAAACUGCGUGGCGGGAAAGAAACCCGGAGGUACGCAUUAAAUCUGCACGUUCUGCCUUAGAUCUGAAUCCAGAGUGUGCCUCUGCAUAUAUCUUGCUAGCGGAGGAAGAAUGCACCUCAAUAAUUGAAGUGGAGAAGAAACUGAAAGUAGCAUUGAAACAUGCAGAGACAAAUUACAGAAAGUCUCAAGUCACACAACACCAAAGCAGCACCAUGGAAGCUCUACAUAGACGAGACACCAACGUGUUCAUAUACAUAAAAAGACGGCUUGCCAUGUGUGCCAGAAAGUUAGGCAAAAUGAAGGAGGCAAUAAAGAUGUUCCGAGAUCUAACAAAGGAAGUGCCUCCAAUUAUGAAUGUCCUAAACCUCCAUGAAAAUCUUCUCGAGGCAUUGUUAGAGGUUGGAGCGUAUGCUGAUGCUCAAGCAGUUCUUGCCAAAUACGAUGACAUUGCACUUCCAAAAUCUGCUACAAUAUGUUACACUGCAGCGCUUUUGAAAGCACGGACAGUAGCUGACAAAUUUUCUCCAGAUAUAGCCAGUAAACGUGGCUUAACAGCAGCAGAAAUGGCUGCGGUUGAAGCCAUUCAUCGGGCAGUGGAGUUCAAUCCGCAUGUUCCAAAGUAUCUACUUGAGAUGAAGCCUCUCAUUCUCCCACCAGAGCACAUCCUUAAACGAGGGGAUUCCGAAGCUAUUGCAUAUGCUUUUUUUCAUCUUCCACACUGGAAGAGGGUGGAAGGGGCACUGAAUCUCCUUCACUGCACUUGGGAGGGUACCUUCCGUAUCAUUCCAUACCCACUUGAAAAAGGUCACCUCUUCUACCCUUACCCUACAUGUACAGAGUGUGCUGACCGAGAGCUGCUGCCAUCUUUCCAUGAGGUGUCGGUAUAUCCCAAGAAGGAGCUGCCAUUCUUCAUUGUGUUCACUGCUGGGCUGUGUUCCUUUACGGCUCUCCUGGCACUGCUCACACAUCAAUAUCCGGAGCCCAUGGGGGCCUUGGCCAAGACGCUGCUGAGCUGGUGGUAUGUUCCCAUCCAGUAUGUUCUAGAGAAGCUAGAAGCUGUAUUGCCUUCUAAUCUCCUACAUCACCUCUCACGAAUCUGACCAUCAUGCUUAAGUAUUGUAGCAGUAGAUGGAAACGGAAUACUUCAUCACCGACUUCAUUUCUACACAUCCUGCAGCAGAUAUUAUUAAGUUACGUGAAAAUUUAGCUACUGUUAGUGUUGGUUGUUUCAGUAAAAAUAAAUCCUUGUUUAGAGGAUUUUAGUUUUAAUUAAAACAAUCUGAGAGUUGCAGUUGCUUAUUUUGACACACACCAGUGUUGUGACUUGCUGUUUAGAGUCAUAAAUUGUACUUAAAUUAUGUUUGUAUUGAUCAUUAUAGAGUGGGGAAGAUACGUGGCUAACAUUCACAUGUUGUGGUGGCCAUUGCACAAAACAAUCAGUAUAAUUUUAUUUUGGGAAUAUGAAUAGAUGACUUGGUUAGAUCCAGAGAGAAUAUAGAGACAUCCCAGUUAGUAUUUUAUGCACCGAAGAAAUAGACUGCUGUAAUGUAGACUCGCAAAUUAAAAAGAUUGGCUAGAUCCGGUGAUUCGUGUUUAAGUAUUUGUGCAUUUAUUAACUGACAAUUGUGGAUUAUGAUCUGCUGUGCAUAUAAAAAAAAAAAAAAUCCUAAAAUUUCUGAUUGUUUGGAUAAUCAAGGUUUGAAUUAUAUAACUCAUCAUUUUUUAGUUGGCAUGUUAUGCAGGACGAAAUUAUGGAAUAUUUCAUCGUUGGUUAUAAAUUCAUGUUUAUUGUUUUGUCUUUUAUGAUAAAGUAUUUUAUGGAGCCUGGGGUAUGGAUACCCUACUCAAUACCUGCAUGAAUUUUGUAGAUUUUACUUUUUGACAAAAGUUCUUAUGUUUACUACAUGCUGUGCAUCUAGACGUUCCCAAAAUACUUGUAAGAGUAGUUACGGUAUAUUUUAGUGAUGACAAUGUUAGUAAAGUACAGCUAUGGUAACCACUGCACAACUUGUGGCUUCAGUGCCUCCAUCUAUGGUGUACAUCUUACUGGUAUUUAUUUUUGUAAAAAUGUGUACAGACCUUAACAGCAAAAUUUUGAUAUUUAUUUAACUCGAAUCUAUUGGAAUACAAUUUUAAAAGUAGGGAUUUUGAGUUUUGAAGCUUAAGCUAGCACAUACAGCUUGCCAAAUUGUUUGUAAUUGAUAUUGGAAAAUCAAUCAAUCUGCUAACUUUGUUGUGUUGAGGUUCUCUGUUUUAUUGCUUCAAGUUUUACUUAUAUUCAUGUCUGGCUGCAUGAGGAGCAGUUUUCAUGACUCAUAAGAUACCUAGACACGAAAAGUUUCAUAUUACUGUAUGCUUACUCAUAAGUUGUGUAAACUUCACAAUUAUUUUUUGAGGGAAAGUGCAUUAAUUGGUACUGUUUAAGGCAAAGUCUUCUUGAUUUAGCGUUGUCUUGUGUGUCGUUUUUCUGACAUUACUUGUGUAUUAUUUAACUCUGAUUUACAUGGCCUCUUCAACCGAGUUUUUAGCAUCCUGUGAUUACAAAACUUAACAAAUCUUAAGAUUAAAUUGCGCAGACACCUUGAUUAUCCAAGAUACAUUACAGUGGACUAUCCUAUAUCUCAAAAUUUUUGGUAGAAAACUAUGAAGUCCUGUCAUCUUUUUUAAUGCCACAAUUGUGAUAGAGUAUAAUCAAUAAGAUUCGUUAAUGAUGGAAUUAAAAAUAAUAAUGUCUUAAAAUAAUCUUAUCUGUGAGGCCACGCACAAUUAUGCAUUGAUGUACUUUUUUUUUACAUUUGUGAAUCUUGUAUAUUAACAUGACAGAUUAUUUAAUGAAUUUAGUUUUGCAUUA